AAGGAUUUAAUUUUGAAUUUUUCUUUAUGGUGUGGAAGAGGCUCCAGCCCGAACUUCGUCUAAUCUUCAGGCUUUUAGACUAAAAUCAUGCCCAAGUUCAAACAACGAAGAAGAAAGCUAAGAGCCAGGGCCAAACACUUACUGAAGAAGAAAGAAGCCUCUCGGGUCCAGCCUAAGCUAUCGACACCUCCCCCUCCGCCACCCCCACCAGAAAGAGUGGUUACUUCUUCAACAGAUACACCCCAUAGCAGAAACUGGCUAAGACAACCUUGGAACUUCAGAUUUCCCAGCAUCAAAGAUACAAUAAACCUUUGGACACACAGAGCAUGGUGCAUAUACAGUUGCUGUCAGACCUGUGUAGCCCAGAGUUUCGAAGUACUGAAAGAUGCCGUCUUCCCUUCCCGAGUCUACCACAGAGAACUUCACAGUCUAAAACAACAAGUUUGUGUUUUGAAAAGUGAAUUAUGCAAGCUCCAAGAAACACUGAAGACCAUCUCAGAAAAUUCUUAUUCAAGCUGUUGUCAUAUGUGUUGUGUGAGUGAUAAGCUCACAAACGUGCCUGCCUGUGCUCCAACAACCCAUGGAGAAUCCAGAACUGUACUUCCUCCCACAUUGCCACAGCCAGCCAGUCAUCCUCCCCCUCCACCUCCACCUCCUCCUCCUCCUCCUCCCCCUCCCCUCCCUCCACCUCCUCCUCCCCUAGCACCUUUGCUGCUCAGAAAAUCUGGUACUGCUAAAGCACUUCAGACUGAACCAUUAAAGAAAGAUGGACCUAUGCAUAUAACUGUUAAAGAUCUACUCACUGUAAAACUAAAAAAGACACAGAGUAUUGAAGAAAGGAAGAAGCUUCUACCAUCACCACCAGAGGAACGGAGUCCACUAGUUACUAUCUCUGACCUGCAGCGUGUUACUCUGAAACCCAACUCCAAGGUGUUAGCCACACGAGUUAAAAAUGUCUUAAUUACUCCUGGUAAAAGCCAGAUAGAUCUGCGAAAACUGCUGAGAAAGGUCGAUGUAGACAGGAGCCCAGGUGGGACUCCUCUCAUCAAUAAAGAAAAUAUGGAAACAGGAACGGGACUAACUCCAGUCAUGACUCGGGCCUUAAGGAGAAAGUUUCUGCUGGCUCAUCCUCAAAGCCCGACGCAGUCCCUGCCACUUCCUACAAGCAGCUUUGAUGACCAAAACUGAGGCCAACUCUGCCUGACUCCAUGGAGAGAUCCAGACAAUGACAGAUCAAACCCCCUAAAUCUUCGUGUACUAAAAUAUGUUUAGCUCUACGAAUGUAAUUCUGCUUGAAGAAUCAGAGUGGGUAUGUAUGGAACCUACACAUACUGUGGCAAACAGAGAGCACUUAGCUGCUUUCUGGUGAUGGUGAUGGUAAGGGGGCCCGAUGGGAAGGUGCAAUCAGCAAUGUGAUGUGUAUCCUGUUAAUUACCCAGUUUGGGUUAGAGUGGCUGUUCAGAUUUAAUUCCACGGGGACUGGU
This is a messenger RNA of Onychomys torridus (southern grasshopper mouse), 1484 nucleotides long. RefSeq names its product proline rich 11 (gene Prr11). Lineage: Eukaryota; Metazoa; Chordata; Mammalia; Rodentia; Cricetidae. Gene Ontology annotation, cellular component: cytoplasm. The transcript has 10 exons. Bases 88 to 1188 code for a protein of 366 amino acids. The record is from RefSeq and is a predicted model, not a curated record.